Molecule: messenger RNA, 1484 nt
Organism: Grammomys surdaster
Lineage: Eukaryota; Metazoa; Chordata; Mammalia; Rodentia; Muridae
Gene: Tmem59l
Product: transmembrane protein 59 like
Exons: 8
Coding region: 24-1010 (328 amino acids)
Source: RefSeq, a predicted model, not a curated record
GCCCGCGCUGCGCACGUUCGGCCAUGGCUGCGGUAGCAUUACCGCUGCUGCUGUUGUUGGCGUCACCGGUCACCCCAACCCCAGCCCGCGACCCCUUCGCUCCGCAGCUCGGAGACACUCAUAGGUGCCAGCAGCGGUGUCGGCAGCGCCACCCUGGCUCGCUGCCUGCGCAGCCUGAGCCAGAGGGUCCCUCAGAGUCCCCAAGUAACAAGGCCAUUCUGACCAGCGCUUGCGAGCGUGGCUGUCGGCUUUUCUCCAUCUGCCGCUUCGUGGCCAGGAGCUCUAGGCCCAAUGCCACAGAGACAGAAUGUGAAGCAGCAUGCACCGAGGCUUAUGUGAAGGCAAUGGAGCAGCGGGCCUGCAGUGAGGGGUGCUGGGGCCAGAUCCCUGAACCUGAGACCCAGCUGGAGCAGAAGGAAUUGGCUUUGGACCCACCUAGUGGGAUCCUGUCCUUACGGGACCUGUUUUCCAUGUUCUGCAAUGACCUGAUGAGUUCCGCCCAGGGCUUCAUAUCCUCCACCUGGACAUAUUCCCUUCAGACAGACAACCGGAAGGUGGUGGUGUUCCAGACCCAGCCUGUAGUAGAGAAAUUUGCAUUCCAAGGAAGCCGUCUGCAGCGAGUGGAGGUGGCCUGGAGGGGGUCCCACCCCAAGGCCCUAGAGGUGCACAUGGACCCCACAGGCCCCUUGGGCAAAGUGAGGAGGGCUAAGCCACGAGUGAAGACCAGCAGAGCCAAGGUGGAGUCUGAGGACCAACAAGAGAGUGACUUUCUCAGUUGCAUGUCCCGGCGCUCCGGGCUGCCUCGAUGGGUCCUGUUCUGCUGUCUCUUCCUAUCCGUCCUGAUCAUGCUGUGGCUGAGUUGCUGCACGCUGGUCACUACACCAGGCCAGCACCUCAAGUUCCAGCCUCUAACUGCAGAACAGCACAAGGGCCUCCUGGUGGAGUCUGACUGGCCCUUGUACCCGCCCCCGCCACCUGCCUAUGAAGACAGCCCCCACCUUACAAGUUGAAACUUGACUUGACCACGAUGUAAUCUCCUGCCUUUUUGCAAGUACAGGGGCUUCUCCACGUUCACUCACUCUGUACCCUAAAGUCCAAGGUCAGGGUGGGGACCAGCCUUGGGAUCAUCUACCCCCUAGUCUUCCCUCCCUCUCUUGCCAGCACGUCCCUCUGUCCCCUUGAGACAAACGGACCUGAGUGGCUGGGAGAGGACGGUCUGGCCUCUCUCACCUUGUCUUGCAUUCCCAGAGGCUGGCUUUUUGACAUUUCUCACAUGUUCUGAGUAUGGAACCUCAUCUGUGUUGCUUUCUUUUUCUUCCUGUGUCCUCACUGUGGGGCUGAGGUCUCAGGGGUUCCUCUCUGCUAAGGUUCUUUUUCUUUAUCUCUAGAGACCCCACAAGGACAGAGUGGUGGGGACUCCCUCCUGGGAGGAGAUACAGAGACACAAACCUUUAAAUAAAGUGAAGAAAAGAUAGGGUGGCUGA